AUGUCAAAUCGUGUUCGUGGUGCUGGAAAAACAGACCGAACAUCCUUGAACCGCUGGCUGCGGUCACUGACGCCAGAGCCUGUCUUCAACGACGAUCAAAGGGAUGAUCUCCCAGGCUUCAAGACACUCUCCGUACCUAGUGGGCGUGUUCUCACUAUUGAUCCUGAUGUUCGAGCCAAAUGA
This is a messenger RNA of Aspergillus nidulans FGSC A4, 183 nucleotides long. RefSeq lists its product as uncharacterized. The transcript has 2 exons. The coding region runs from base 1 to 183 and encodes 60 amino acids. Lineage: Eukaryota; Fungi; Ascomycota; Eurotiomycetes; Eurotiales; Aspergillaceae. The record is from RefSeq and is a predicted model, not a curated record.